AUAAUAUACUCAGUGGUACUCAGAAACCGUGAAACAGGUCACACGCAAAACAAUUGCAGAUUACAUAUUUACACACCAUAUGAAUAUUUCUAAAGUUACUCAUGCACAAUUUGAAUUGUGUUAGCUGUUCGGUGCUACUUUUUGAAAUAAUACAUUUGCCAUAUUCUGUGCCAUUCCGCGUUAUACAGCAACAUAAGCCUGGAUUCCACGAUUCAAUCAUAGGGUGCUUUAAGUUAACUAUGGGAGCCCGUAUGUUGUAUUUUUGCCCGCAUACGACACCCAAAGUUUUUUUCUACAUUUAAACGUGCUGAUGUUGUAUUUUAAACUGCACAACAAAAACAUUGGUGCAUUGUAAGAUGCCCAAGCAGGCUUUUCUACAUUCAAACAUGUCCAUGUGUUGUAUUUUAAAACUGCAUAAGAAAAAAAGAGAAAUUCAGUGAAACAACAUUAACCUACAGAGACGCUGUUCUCCGACGCGCUAUUCUCCGCCCUUGCCUCUGUACUUUUGAAAUGGUGGUCCUAUUCGUGCUAGCAAAAUGUCAGAAAUUAAACUAAUAAAAGUUAGUCCGUCAUCGUUUACCACGUCUUACAGGAGAUGCUGCUUGCGAGUCGCGCUUCUCGCCUAACGUCACGUGACUGCUGCUCUGCGCUGCCGCAGCUCGUGCUGAAUGGAACAGACGCGCGUCAGUCCGUUCCCGACUGAACUAAAUUUAGAGAUUCUUUUUCACACUGUGCUACUUGAAGGGCCGGAACAAAUUACAUCGAGGCCCGGUAAUAGAAUAAAAAAUAAAAAGAACAAAAAGCUGACAGUAAAUUUAUUCUGCGGUGCUUUUAUUUUCUUCCUGUGUCAGGUGUGUAAGUGACGUGGAAGCAGGCUUUUGAAAAAUUUGAAUGUAUUUGUUUGUCAUUCUGCUCCUCACAGCCAUCCAAUUUAACAUGCUUUGCUUUGUAAAAUCGGAGGUAAGGGAGGUUCUGUUUUUAUAUUACAUGGACACAUGGCUAAGACAGUUGCUUAUAGGCUGCACAAUGAACCAGGAAGAACUAAGAUUCUGUGGAAAAUACUGUCGGUGAGGUGGUCACAACGUUUCCAGAAUUACAAAACUGUUGUGAUUGGGCUGCAAAAAGGGAACAAUUAAACCUUUGCAUUCUGGAAAAAUGUUGAGGUCUGUUUGGAAUUUCUUCACCUCAGAUCCUAAUGUUAAGCAUGAAGACAGAAGGGAAACACAUGCUCGAGAACUGGAACCUCCAGAAAAGAAGAGUAUUGAUUCCAUUCAAGAGAAAACAGUCAAAGAGAGCAACGUGUCAUGCCCAUCACACCAUCUUACUACAGCUGCUCAUAGUGUUAAUGUUGCUGAAGAUGUGAGUAAAGCAAACAUCAAAAAACAAACAAGAUGGUCACUAGGAGGCAUCAAUAUUCACCUGAAACAAUAUGAUAAGCAGGAAGAAGACAACAAGUGUGGAGCUGGAGGACAAAAAUCUGAACAAUUUGAAGACAAGGACAAGAUCAAACAGCAACUGAAGCUGCUUUUCCGUAGACUCAAUCUGAGUCCUGUCCAACUGAAACCACAAGACUUUCUGCAGGUGACAUCACCAUCAAUGCAGAGACAUGAACCUUGUGAGGAGGAGAACUUGGUUCACACCUUCAUACAAAGACUCCUGAUGAUGGAUUACAGAGCAAGAUACCUUCCAAUAAAAGAAAGAAAACAUAAGGUGAACACACGAAGGAAAACAGGUUCAGGUGCAUGGGAGGGUGAUGCUUUUGAGAACAUUUUCAGGAGGUCAGCACCUGUUGAAGAAGUGAAUAAACAGCAUUCGCUUCACCCGAUGGACAUUCAGAUGGCAGCGCUUCUCCAUUCAGAUCCUUUUCUUCGUCAGCUCAUGGUAACUAAACUGUCACAAUGUCAGUAUGCCCUUCCUCUGCUUGUGCCCAGUCCUUUCAACCAAAAGAUUGAAUUUCCCUUAUGGACCUUCCGACAAAUCAGGAAGAGCUGGAAGUCGUAUGAGAAGAACAUCGGCAGAAACCAGGGAAUCCAUGAGGCAGAGACGCCCAUGGUUGCAUUCUUUAGGUUUUCAGCAAUCUCUACUUCCAAAUCUCAAAUUAUAAACACUCUGAUCAAUGAACGACAUGACACUUUCUUUCACAGACACUGCCGUGGAAGCAGCAAAUCUUGCGUACUGAUGGAUGGAGUGGUUGAAAUUGCCUGGUACUGCCCAUCUGGAGAGAAGACUGAUAAAUUCACAGAUUGUAUUGCAUUCUGUAAUCUUCACGGUGAUGCACAAGCUUAUGAGACACAGAUAAAAAUUCUGUCUGAGGAGUCCUCGAUAAAUGUUGUGCUUUUGCCCGAUCUAGAUAAGAGUGACAAAAGUAUGACAAUUGUGGAACAGCUGUACAACAACCCAAAGCCACUCAUCUGCCUGCUGACUGAAGACGAAUGUGUUCUUACAGAGAUGCAAAAAGACAAAUAUAAAAUCGGUUUAAAAGAUAGAAAUAAAUCUGAUGUGUCUGAAGAACUGAGAAGAACCAUCAAUAAAUGCCUCUCAAAUACAACGUCCAACUUUAAACUUUCAGAUUUGGUCAAACACUCUGGAAUCAAAAUAGACGAGACUGAUAGAUGUUGCAAAAAGGGACAUGAAAUGGCAAAGCAGAUAACAGCGUUACUAGAGAACAGCGAACUCUCCAAAAUUAAAGAAACAUUUCUGCCAUGUCAGGGUAAAUUGUGGCAUGAAUGGUGUCUAAAGAAUAAAGAGCUAUAUCGACCUCAAGGGAACAAUAUUGAAAUGCAUAGCAGCCAAAAGCAAAUGGAGAUGUGUAAGAUCAGAGAACAGCAGAGGGAACGUGGUCUCAGUACAUUCAUGAAGUUGUUUAUUGAAAAGCUCGACUCGGCGAAUGCUAAUGAGAAGAUGUAUUUCCUCAAAUGGCUUGGAUUCUUCUUGGAUGAAUAUACUUUAGAAGACCUCUCCACACUUCAUCUUAAGUAUGACGACAAGUGGUCAAAAGUGUUGCAUUUGAAAAAGAAACAUGAUAAAUCUGAGCAACUGAAAGUAGAACAAACACAACUUGAGGAAAUGUCAGAAGAAAUCAAUGCAGCAACGUUUGGCUUGGAGCACUUACUAAGAGAAAUUGGCCAGAUCUAUGAAUCGCAUGAAUCAGGCAAGAAAAACAAAGAAACAACCGGAUGUCAGUUUAAUGUGAGCUCUCUCCCAAGACUUGCGGCAGAGCUCAUGGUUUCUGGAUACCCAAUGGAGCUGAUGGACGGUGAUGCAGCUCAUGUUCCUCUGAUCUGGGUUAAAGCUGUUCUAGAUGAGCUUAUUAAGAUACUGGGAGAUAAAAGAGUCUUUGUGUUGUCUGUGUUGGGGAUUCAGAGUACUGGGAAAUCCACUUUGCUGAAUGCCAUGUUCGGACUGCAGUUUGCAGUCAGUGCUGGUAGAUGCACCAGAGGAGCCUUCAUGCAGCUUGUCAAGGUGUCUGAAGAACUGAAAAACCAUUUUAAAUUCGAAUACCUUCUGAUUGUUGAUACUGAGGGGCUUCGUGCUCUAGAACUGGCUGGCAGGUCAACAAGACAUCAUGACAAUGAAAUGGCAACGUUUGUGGUCGGUCUUGGAAAUAUGACGUUGAUCAACAUCUUUGGCGAGAAUCCGGCAGAGAUGCAGGACAUCCUUCAGAUUGUUGUUCAAGCCUUUCUGAGGAUGAUUAAGGUAUUACUGAAUCCCAGUUGUAUGUUUGUGCAUCAGAAUGUUGGAGAUAUCACAGCUGGUGAGAAGAACAUGGUAGGGAAAAGACGCUUACAAGAGAAACUAGAUGAGAUGACUCAGUUAGCGGCCAAAGAGGAAGUCUGUGAUGCAGAAUGUUUCAGUGAUGUCAUUAAAUUUGAUAUAAAGACUGAUGUAAGGUAUUUUGCCCAACUCUGGGAGGGCAGCCCACCCAUGGCUCCACCCAAUCCUCGCUACAGUGAAAAUGUGCAGGAACUUAAGGAUUCUAUACUCUCACACGCCUCGAAAUGUAAUGGUGUAACACUGACACAAUUCAGAGAUCGUGUUGGUGACCUCUGGAAUGCUCUUCUGAAUGAAAACUUUGUUUUCAGCUUCAAGAAUACUUUAGAGAUUGUAGUGUACAGGAAAUUAGAGGAGGAGUAUGCUAAGUGGACCUGGAGUCUCAGGAGUUCCAUGCUGGAGAUCGAAGACAAAUUACACAACAGAAUUAACAACAGACAAAUGCAUAAAGUUGAGAGUAGAGACCUGGAGCAGGAGAUGGCAAAGGUCAAUGAGGAGGUGAAAGAGUCUAUGAAGGUUUACUUUGAAGAACACAAAGAGAAAGAAGUUCUGAUUCAAUGGAGAAUGAAAUUUCAAGAAAAAAUUGAGCACCUGCAUGGAGAUCUUGUGAGAGAUGCAAAAAGGAAGCUGGAUAACAUCAGUCACCAAAGGGAAGCUCUCUCCAAACUUGAUGGGCAGAAAACAUUGCAUGAGCGAAAACUGCUUGACAAAAGCAAAGAGCUUGGGUUCAGUCUUAAACAAAAACAUCUAGAUGAGAAUGAGAUGAAGAUUGAAUUUGAUCAUUUGUGGGUAAAGUGGGUUUCUGAGCUGGCCGGGGAUAUUCGCCCUUUGGAAGAAGUAAAUAUAGUCAAUGAUAUAUUUACAAUUCUGGGUGAAAUUCAUGAAGUUGCACUUGUGCACGAGAGAUUAAGCAAAUUUGAAAGCAUAAAUCAAAUGACUGAUUUCACCAUAUAUGUAAAUCCCAUUAAAAUAUUUGGGAUCCGUUCAACUCAGCCAUUUGUUCUGCCACCAGAAGAACAAGAGUCAGUAAAAAAUCUGGUGCAGAGUAUUGUUCGUGGAACUGAGAACCAGGUUAAGUCAAAAUCAGUUGCAAAGAUGGGUUACAACAAAAGCUACAUUCAGGAAAUCGCUCAUUUUGUAAAAACGAAUGUUGGAAAACACAAGUGCCUUCACACACAGUAUGAAUUCAAGAAAGAGUUCACAGUGGAUUUAACACUAUUUAUGUGCAAGUUGGCAGGUGAGAGAUUUGCACAACUCCAUCAGGUGUUCAGAGAAGCUAAUGAUCCAUUGAUGUAUCUGGAGAAAAAGAAACCAGAAUACUUUAGUGUCUUUCAAGGGUUCUGUAGAGGUGCAACAUCUGCCGCAGUAUUUGGAGCUUUGAUUUGUAAUGAACUCAAAGAACCCAUUCUCCAGAGCGUCUACAACAAGACCGCAAAAGAUCUGGCAGGAGAGAUGCGGACAAAUAUUCCAGCUUUCACAGGCAACAGGUCAAACUUGGAGAAACACAUUCUGAAAAAACUUGCAGAGGAUGAGGACUUUGACAGCUUCAUGGAGUACAUUCUUUACCCUAGAGACCACUUUGAAGAGUUUAUUAAAGCUGAAGUUCAAGCAUACGUAACAAGACCGAAUUCCUCAGCUCUUACGAUGAUAAAAGUGAACAUUAGACACAAGGAGAACUCCAUUAUCAUUGCUGCUGAAACAGCAACAGCUGAAGUCUUGAGUAAACGAUGGGAUGCAAAUAUGUGGCUGGACGUUUUUUCAUGCUGUUUGAAAGAUGAGCUUCAGUACAAUAAAGAGCAUCUCACUGGAAACUGCUGUCAGGAUAUCACUGACUUUGAACUUCUGAAUGAGAUUGUGAAGAAAGAACUUCGUCCCAUCACAGAGGAGUUGAACAAAGGCUUGACAAACCCAUCUGAUAUCAAAAUGACAAUGUUUAGGAAACCCCCAGAUGAAAUUUUGAUUGAGCAUUUCUGUCAGUGCUGUUGGGUGAUAUGUCCUUUCUGUAAAGUGGUCUGUGUUAACACAAUGGAAGACCAUCCUGGAGAUCACAUUGCUCCCUUUCAUCGAAACUGUGGGAUGAAUGGGAUGAUUUACAGAGGUACCAAUAAUCUAAGCUUGAGUUUCUGCACAUCUGCAGUGGCCAGUGACCGUUCCUUUUACCCAUCUUGUAAUCCAGAUAGAAGAGUUCUGUGGAAGGAGUACAGAACAGCAAGUCCUAAAUAUUCAAGCUGGUGCAUCACACCUGAUCUCUCAGAGCUUCCCUACUGGAAGUGGUUUGUGUGUCAAUUUCAGGAUGAUUUGGAAAGUCACUACAGUAGAACUUUCAAGGGGAGUGGUACGAUUCCAAACAAUUGGAGGUACUUCACAAAAGAGGAUGCUCUUGAAAGUUUGAAUAAAUACAUAUAAAGUGAAGAGUUGAAGUUAACCCUAACCCUAAGACUCUAACUGGUGUUUUAUGUAUAUUUCGUUUUAAAUAUAUUUUAUAUAUAUUUUUGUUUUAUAUAUAUUUUUGUGUAUAUUUUGCUUAUACUAAAUGUACAGGUCAGUGUGCCCACUAAAUGGAUGAUAUAAAUUCAAGUGCUCUUAUCCAAAGCCAAUAAAGGGGGUGCAUAUAAAAAAGGAGCUUUCAAGGUUUAGUAGUACUCAAACUAUACUAUAUUUACUAUACUGUGGGCCAAUGGUUGGAAUUAUGUAAGACUGGGAAAGUUAUACCUAAAUUUAAAUAAAUUUGAUUCUGUUAUCUUCAUGUGCGUAAAUUAUUUUGAAUGACUAAGCCUAAAUUUACGUUUAUCGCUGAGCCAGGAGAAUUUUAACGUUAGGUUUGAUAAUUGCAAAUCAACCUUUGAUAACUUAAAAAAAAUUAUCUGAUGGCUUAUUAAAUUUCACAAAAAUAAAACUAUAAAAAAUAAAAAGCUAUAUUAACU
Triplophysa rosa is the source of this 6695-nucleotide messenger RNA. RefSeq names its product interferon-induced very large GTPase 1-like. Bases 1156 to 6177 code for a protein of 1673 amino acids. The record is from RefSeq and is a predicted model, not a curated record. Lineage: Eukaryota; Metazoa; Chordata; Actinopteri; Cypriniformes; Nemacheilidae. The transcript has 7 exons. Gene Ontology annotation, molecular function: GTP binding.